AUGUGCUUGUCUGCGCUGCCCUCGAUUUCGUCGUCCGCUUUUAUCCGCUUCCCCCGCUCUCGUUUGCUGACCCUCGACUUGAAUUCGUCCUCCUCGGUGUCUCUCGAUAUUUCCUCUUCGACUGGCUUCUCGGCCGUGUCGUCCGCUCACUCCGUCUCUGACGACAAGGUGUUCUGGCUUAGGGUCCAUGGCUGCCGCGUAACUUCCCUGCUGGGUCGCUUAGCCCUCUCGGAUUGUGUGCUACCAAGUGUUACUUUGACUAGACCUCAACUAGAGGAGUGCCUCGAUUCGUCGAUGCCUGGGUGCAUUUGA
Aspergillus tubingensis is the source of this 312-nucleotide messenger RNA. Its product is annotated as serine/threonine protein kinase. The record is from RefSeq and is a predicted model, not a curated record. The coding region runs from base 1 to 312 and encodes 103 amino acids. Lineage: Eukaryota; Fungi; Ascomycota; Eurotiomycetes; Eurotiales; Aspergillaceae. The transcript has 3 exons.